Molecule: messenger RNA, 2700 nt
Organism: Suillus paluster
Lineage: Eukaryota; Fungi; Basidiomycota; Agaricomycetes; Boletales; Suillaceae
Exons: 11
Coding region: 1-2700 (899 amino acids)
Source: RefSeq, a predicted model, not a curated record
AUGUGGUUGAAGCACCGAGAAUUAUUUCUGCAGGAAAUGAUCUGUCUUGAAGGAAGAUGUAAUAGACUUGGCGCUCAAUCUUGCUCGGAGUGUAAUUGUCCCAGCCCAGAGUAUAGGUGUUGGGACUGCUUAGGGUCAGAGAUCUAUUGUUCACCUUGCAUCCUGUUGGCUCAUGUGCACCACCCACUUCACCAAUUGGAGAAAUGGAAUGGUCAAUACUUCAAGCGAAUCUCUCUGAAAACCCUGGGCCUUCGCAUCCAGCUUGGCCACACCACUGGCCAGAAAUGUCUUAAUCCUUGUCGCGCAUUCAAUGAUGAUUUUAUUGUUGUCGACACCCAUGGCAUACACGAAGUAUCUCUCGACUUCUGCAAUUGCGCAACAGCCCAAAGCCAUAUACAACAGCUACUUCAAAUAUUGUGGUUUCCUUCAACAAUGUCAGAUCCAAAAACCGCUGUGACAUUCCAUGUUCUUGAACACUAUCACCUACUCUCAUUUGAGUCAAAAGUAUCUGCCUUCGAAUUUUAUAAUGUGCUCAGCCGGAUGUCCAAUAACACUGGCUUACUUCCCAUCAAGGAUCAGUAUGAUUCAUUUACACGGAUGAUAUGUGAGUGGCGCCACUUGAAGAUGCUUAAGCACUCGGGGCGAGGUCACGAUCCCAGCAGUGUAGAUGGGACAGUUGAGGGUGAAUGUACUAUAUUGUGCCCAGCGUGCCCACACCCAGGGAAGAAUCUCCCAGCUGGUUGGAAAGAUGCUCCUCAACAGUGGCUAUAUGGAUUAUUCCUCACUAUAGACACAAUCUUCCACUUAAAACGCAAGGCUGUUUCAAGCAACAGUGUUGACCCAAGCCUGAGUCGUGGCUGGGGAUAUUUUGUCGAGGACAAAGCAUAUAAAGAUUUCUUGCACAGCGGUGCAGACAGCAUCCAGGAGAAAUCAACGUGUUCAAGUCACAAUGCUGUAAACAUGGCUGAUACAAAAUCUAACCAUGGACUCGCUACCACUGGUUUAGGUACUGUCGACUGUGCCCGCCAUAACAUGAAACUGCCCAAUGCCAUUGGGGAUCUUCAAAAGGGUGAAAGAUAUAUUAACAUGAACUACUUGUUUUUCUCAGCACUACGUCAUACUGUACUCGACACUCUCAAUUGCCUUUCUGAUUUGAUGCAUCUCUCGCAUGCCAUCAAGACAAUCUCAUUUUUCGUGCCAAAGUUCCACCUUCCCACUCAUAUUAAGCAGUGCCAAACAUCAUUUUCAUUCAAUUUCAAGAACGGGGUAGGCAGGACUGACAGAGAAGCACCAGAACGUGGCUGGGCCAACAUCAACCCCAUUGCUUCGAGCACCAAAGAAAUGGGGCCUGGCACACGGCGAGACACCCUUGACGACUACUUUGGAGACUCAAAUUGGAAAAAGGUUGUUGGACUUGGUCAUACUAUGCUUCACAAGAUAAAGAAUGCAUUCCCAGAGCGCGAGAACCAUCGUGAAGCCUUUGAGGACCUCAAUGAUGGUUUGCGAGGCGAAUAUGGUGCCACCCUCAAACAAUGGAGAGAACAAGUGGAGGCUUGGGAGAACGACCCUACACAGCCUAAUCCUUUCAAACAAAAAGCAGAAAAACUGGCUAAGGAGGACGAGAUCAACCUUCAAACAGGAACUUGCCUUGCCCUACAUGAGGAUUGCACCCCUAGCAUAUUAAUCAGUACCAGCUUAGAACUUGAGGAACAACAACGGCGAAUGAAAGCAAGCAGAGCUGGCCUCAGAGUUCACACAACAGAUAAUCAAGAAGGGAAGACGGUUCAGCAAAGCAACACUCUCCGACGGAGGAUUGAUACCUGGAUGAGGAUGCAGGAAUUAUACAUGCUGUCACUCGCUGCACUACGUGUGAGCAAGAGUUCAGUAUCUGGCAGCAUGACUGCUGCACCAGAAGCAAUCAAGCUCUGGCUGCCAUCCCAGAUCAGCAGGACUGCACCUUGCAACAGCGGCCUCCAGGCCAUCGAAUGGAAGCUGCAGUAUGCACAAGGUCACGAUGCACUUCGCUCUCUGUGUUCAAACUUACGUGCUCAGACUGCAAUCCUCAAGUACAAGGACCGCAACCUCCGUGGACAAGGAGCAAACACAAGGGCACAGAAUACAUUGAAAGCUGUUGAGGCGAGGAUUGGGGCUGCUGCCAGCACUUAUGAGUAUGCACAUAAAGCCCUUGUGGUUCUUUCACCGCGAGUGAAUCAGACUGGGUGGCACUCAUCACUGCGACCACUAGACCGAGCUGACGUCCGCUCGAUGACGGACUUAUUAUGGGGAGAAACAGAGGGAACAAGAAAGUUGUUGUGGAUUUGGAAUAUGUGGGGAGUGGCUGCCAAUGAGAUAGACAAGGACAAUGCCUCGGAAGACAUGCGAAUAGAAUGGUGCAAAGCCAGGGCAUGGGAAAUGCACUGGGCAGAAGAGGUGGAAUUGUUGAAGGAGGAGAUGCGAAGGAUUCUGCAAUUUUUGGAAUGGGACGCGCAGCGCUGGGACGAGCAAGGCCUGGAAAACACGUUAGAGGAUGCAGGUGAAGAUGAACGUGAGGGCCGUAUGGCAUAUGCCAAACGUCAAGCUUCCUUACGUCGAAUGCUUGCUGAGUCCUUCAAGACCAGCUGGACCGACACCUUGGCACUGGUGGACACAUUUGACCACAACUUGCUCGUUGCUCAGCAAGACAUGGACAUGGACACAUAG